AUGUCGUGGCUCUGGAAGGGAGAUGCCAACUCCCCUGCAUCGUUCGAGAAAGCCCUCUCCAAACUAUCCUCACAAAUCACCGCCGCGAACCUUGCCCUUGACACAAGUCGCAGUCGAGACCGCCGGAUCAAGGCCCUGUGGACUCUUUAUACCACCCUCACAUACCUUCUCUACACUUUGAUCAUUGUUCUCGUCCUUGGACCACAGAACUGGUCGAUCUAUCACUAUGCCGGUCUCGUCGGUUCUCCGAUCCUCAUAUACGUGGUCCGCACAUCCAUCGCCGCCUUCUUUGGUUGGAGGAUAAGCCGUCAGCAAGCAUAUUUGGAGCAUUUACAGAAGCAGCGAGAGCAAAAGAUUGCAGACCUGAAAAAAGCUACAAAGUACGACAGUACUCAGGAGCUAUUGCAGAAAUAUGGAGGCGCUCCACCGACAAAGUCUCCCUCGAAACAGCCGCAAUCAGGUCCGAAGAGAAAGGCGCCUCCUUCCACAGACCAGCGUCCUGUACAGAGGACUGGAAUUGCACCUCCGCCAACCGCAAAUAUUCCAGGAAGACAUAGCUCCAUGCCAUUCCCUCAGCAACCGAACGUACAGACUGGCUCUGCGCCUAUGUCGCCAACUCAUGGCCCAUCACCACAUGCGGGCCCUGUGGUGGCACAUAGCCCAAUGGAGAUUACGCCAGACUCUCCCGGUUUCGCUCCAAAUGCUUUCUCCAGCAUGCCGCCUGCUUCUAGCACCACGUAUGAGCAACCCCCUCACUGGUACGACCGCAUACUGGAUGUUCUUCUGGGUGAGGAUGAAACCGCGGCCAAGAACAGAUUGGUACUGCUGUGCGCCAGAUGUCGCUUGGUCAAUGGUCAAGCACCUCCUGGCACGACGGAGAGAGCUGGGAGAGCGUUCCACGAGCCGCGGACAUUCGAGAAGAAAGCCCUGAAGAUUCAAAGCCUCAAGAAAUGGCUGAUACCAGCUACGAAGGAACUACAGGACGAGACGGAGGAGAUGAUGCUGGCCUAA
This is a messenger RNA of Fonsecaea monophora, 1011 nucleotides long. RefSeq lists its product as hypothetical. The transcript has 3 exons. The record is from RefSeq and is a predicted model, not a curated record. NCBI's taxonomy places the organism in Eukaryota, Fungi, Ascomycota, Eurotiomycetes, Chaetothyriales, Herpotrichiellaceae. Gene Ontology annotation, cellular component: endoplasmic reticulum tubular network. Gene Ontology annotation, biological process: endoplasmic reticulum tubular network organization. The coding region runs from base 1 to 1011 and encodes 336 amino acids.